Molecule: messenger RNA, 3997 nt
Organism: Salvelinus namaycush (lake trout)
Lineage: Eukaryota; Metazoa; Chordata; Actinopteri; Salmoniformes; Salmonidae
Product: zinc finger and BTB domain-containing protein 11-like
Exons: 10
Biological process (GO): regulation of transcription by RNA polymerase II
Molecular function (GO): RNA polymerase II cis-regulatory region sequence-specific DNA binding; protein binding; DNA-binding transcription factor activity
Source: RefSeq, a predicted model, not a curated record
GCCCCCUGCAGCGACUACUUUAAUGAGCUGUUUAUAGAGAAGGGAGCCGUGUCCAGUCAUGAAGCGGUGGUCGACCUCUCAGGUUUCAGCAAGGUCAGUUUCCUCCCCCUGCUAGAGUUUGCGUACACCUCUAACCUCUGCUUCAACUUCUGUGUGAUGGCCGACGUUGCCACGCUGGCCCGACACCUUCUGAUGGCCGAGGUCCUUCAGAUCUGUGAGUCCGUCCACAAGAAGGUAGAGGAGCAGAAGAUGAUGGUCUACCAGCAAGGAGACAUCCACACGGUGGUGUCCAGCCAGCCUGCACCCCAACAGGCCCCGAAUGAAGAACCCGGGAGCUACAUUAUGACCAUCGGGAGCGACGGCCACACGGUGGUGUCCAGCCAGCCUGCACCCCAACAGGCCCCGAAUGAAGACCCCGGGGCCUACAUUAUGACCAUCGGGAGCGACGGCCAUGCCGUGGUGACUCAUACUGGGCUAGCUGGAGCAGGGGAUGACCUGGACUCCUUGGCCCACACAGCAGAGGCCUUCAGAGGGGAUCUGACAUCUGUAGUCACCCAGGCUCUGGGAGGUGAACCAGAGGAGACUAUGACCGUGGUUGGGGAGGCUGGGUCAGAGACGGUGACUCUAGUCACCCACAGCGGCCAGGCCCGGGUAGGCGAGUCCGUCACCCUCUUCUCCCCUACUGGAGAGGCAGAGACCAUGACGGUGGUCACCCACAGCGGCCAGGCCCGGGUAGGCGAGUCUGUCACCCUCUUCUCCCCUACUGGAGAGGCAGAGACCAUGACAGUGGUGACCCACAGCGGCCAGGCCGGAGCCAGUGAGUCCCUGGCCGUGGUGUCAGCCUGUCUGGCCCUGGAGCAGCAGCAGCAUGAUGAAGGGGAUGAGGGGGAUGGGGACUCCCUCUCCAUGGAACCAGGGGCCUUCCUCAUCAGCGUGGACCCAGGGAAGGUGGCCCCUACUGAGGUGGUCCGUCUGGCUGUAGCGCCACCUGUAGUCCAGGAGGACCCAACGCCCCAGGAGGAGGAGACGUCAGCGCACCAGACGGUGGAUUCAGCACCCCAGGCCGAGCCACAGCCUCCCGCUGCUCCCCAACCCCCUAAGAGGAAGAGAGGACGUCCUGCCAAGGUGAAGCAGGAGGUGAUCGAGGAGCCAGAGUCUCCUGUCGAGGAGGAGGUGGUGCCAGAGCCGGUCUCUACUCCUGCAGAGGAGGUUCAGAGGAGCCAUGACCCCUAUAAGAGACGACUACGACAGCGCUCCAUGGGGGAGGGGGGGUACGUCAGGCUACACAUGGGGCUGGAGGAGGACAGAGAGGACAAGAAGGGAGCUCAGACCCCACAGCGUCCCAGCACCCCCAAGAAGAGGGGUAGACCCGCCAAGAGACUAGUUGAAGAGAUGGAAGCUGCGGUGGCUGGGAUGGAGAAUGUUGUCCAGACAGAGACUGAGGGCGUCCUAUCACCAGACGGCAUUGUAGACGGAGCACCUAUCACAGAGCAGCCUGUGGGGGAGGGGCCAGAGCCGGGUCAAAGCCCCGCCCAGCCAGAUGGAGGGAGUGAGGUGGAGGGAGAACACACCUGUUCAGAGUGUGGCCUGUCGUUUCACCGACGCUACGCUCUCAUCAUGCACACACUCAAACACGAGAAGACCAGAGGAUACAAGUGUAGUUUAUGUAACAAGGAGUUCCAGUACGCGGCCUCUCUGAGGGCCCAUCUGACCCGACACAAGCACCAGAAGAGCCAGAGGCCCACCCUGGUCAGGGUCCCCCAGCCCCACGGUGAAGAGGGCCUCGAGGGGGACGUCAGGGCCAAGGGACGCACCAAGAGAGAGUUUGUCUGUGACAUCUGUGGAAAGACUCUUCCUAAGCUGUAUUCUCUGAGGAUCCACAUGCUGAACCACACGGGGGUGCGGCCCCACUCCUGCAAGGUCUGUGGGAAGACCUUUGCUCAUAAACACAGCCUGAAGAUGCACAGAGCUCUACAUGACGCUGCUAAACAGUUCCACUGUCUGCUCUGUGACAAGUCCUUCGUUAGUAAGAGAAGUCUGGAGGAACACACCAGUAUUCACACAGGUGAAUCUAAGUAUCUCUGUACCCAGUGUGGGAGGUCGUUCCACCGAGCGUCCGGUCUGAGUAAACACUUAAAGAGACACCAGCCCAGACCUGACGUACGAGGGUUCCCCUGUAGUCACUGUGAUAAGAGUUUCUUUGAGGCCAAAGACCUGCAGCAGCACAUGAACAAACACCUGGGACUCAAACCCUUCCAGUGUCAGGUAUGUGGGAAGUGUUACAGCUGGAAGAAGGACUGGUAUUCCCAUGUGAAGUCCCACAGUGUGGCAGAGCCUUACAAGUGUAAUGUCUGUGGUAAGGAGUUCUUUGAGAAGGCUCUGUUCAGGAGACACGUGAAGAAGGCCACGCACGGCAAGAAGGGCAGAGUAAAGCAGAACCUAGAGAGAGAGUGUGAACACUGUGGCAGGAAGUUCACCCAGCUCAGAGAGUACAGACGACACAUGAACAACCACCAGGGAGUCAAACCCUUCGAGUGCCUGACGUGCGGCGUAGCCUGGGCCGACGCCCGCUCUCUGAAGAGACACGUACGUACCCACACCGGCGAGCGCCCUUACGUGUGCCCCGAGUGCCAGGAGGCCCACAUCGAUGCCCGCUCCCUACGGAAGCACAUGACCAAGUACCACGGCGACCUUCUGCCGGGGAAGAUCAUGCUGGAGAAAGAUACUCUACAGUUUCACAACCAGGGUACUCAGGUCGAACACGCCAUCUCCAUCUUGGCGUCCGAUCUCCCCCCCGAGCUCCGGCCCGUCCAGCCGCCGCCGGCCGAGGAGAUCGAGACUGUGCUGAUCACGGAGGAGACUGUGGAGGCGGUAGAAGCGGUUCAGGCCGUUCAGGGUGACGGGGUCGCGACCUUGUCGGACCAGAGCAUAAUGCAGGUGGUGAACUAUGUGCUGUCUCAGCAGAGUGUACUGCCUGGGGGGGUGAAGAUGGAGGAGCAGGAGGUUAUACAGACCAUGGAGGUGGUACACAUGGCAGAGGUGGAGUGAUGUGACAGACCAGGUGGAGUGAUGUGACAGACCAGGCGGAGUGACGUGACAGACCAGGCGGAGUGACGUGACAGACCAGGCGGAGUGACGUGACAGACCAGGCGGAGUGACGUGACAGACCAGGCGGAGUGACGUGACAGACCAGGCGGAGUGACGUGACAGACCAGGCGGAGUGACGUGACAGACCAGGCGGAGUGACGUGACAGACCAGGCGGAGUGACGUGACAGACCAGGCGGAGGGACGUGACAGACCAGGCGGAGGGACGUGACAGACCAGGCGGAGGGACGUGACAGACCAGGCGGAGGGACGUGACAGACCAGGCGGAGGGACGUGACAGACCAGGCGGAGGGACGUGACAGACCAGGCGGAGGGACGUGACAGACCAGGCGGAGGGACGUGACAGACCAGGCGGAGGGACGUGACAGACCAGGCGGAGGGACGUGACAGACCAGGCGGAGGGACGUGACAGACCAGGCGGAGGGACGUGACAGACCACCUAGUGGACAGGAAGAAUGACUCGCAUAGUCACUAGUAUCCCUAACACUGAACCAGGUGGAAAGCCGAAGUGACUCUAGUAUCCCUAACCUAUCAGAACCCAGGUGGACAGGUUGAGUGACCGGUAGACUGAACACAGGCCUAUUACACUCUGUCCUGAGGUGGAGGAACAGGGAAUCUGUCAGAUACCUGGGUGAUGUUCAGUAGGGACACACUGUAGCAAAGCAUUCUGCAAUGGAAAACAAUGUGUUCUUAUUAGACAAAUUCAGGUACUGUUCCCUUGUUUUUCCCCAAUUGAACAGGCCCCUCUGUCUACAGUGGGACAGAAGGUACAACGUUGACAAUUUUUUUACUGAAUAUAUAUACAUUGAACGAACUGAAUUGAUUUAAAGCUCAAUCCAAUCUUGUGUGUAAAUAGUGGCAGUCAUUAAAAAUAUUCUGUAUUAAUCUGGA